Messenger RNA from Aureobasidium pullulans EXF-150, 700 nucleotides. RefSeq lists its product as uncharacterized. The transcript has a single exon. The coding region runs from base 146 to 634 and encodes 162 amino acids. The record is from RefSeq and is a predicted model, not a curated record. NCBI's taxonomy places the organism in Eukaryota, Fungi, Ascomycota, Dothideomycetes, Dothideales, Saccotheciaceae.
UUGAGAAGGCGCCGUUUGUAAGCUCUGCGUCAAGCUGUGGACGAUAGGAAAUGUCGUAUCUUCUGACAAAAGGCAGUAGUCGAGGUUGGACGACCAGACACGCAGGACGAGACGUGACAGUCGAGUGAACUUUCGACUUGUCUCAAUGUACACGGCUGUGUUUUGGAUUCGCUUUGAGAACACGCUCUCAUACGGCGCAGGAAGGUUCCAAGGAGAAAAGCGCUUCAACAACAAUCGAGCUCGGGCUUGUCGACCUUUUGCUAUGACCCAACUUUGUCUCCCUGACGACGCACGCCCAAUGUACCGAAUCGGAACCCGAACAAGUCGCCUGCCUCGACCCGAGACUUUCCCUUUGCAGCAAAAUGUUUCCUUACUCCACACGUUGCUUUCAGUGGACGAUUUUUCAGAUGGUGAAGCACCAUGCGUCUCGACCGACAGUCCAGUGUUUGCUCCUGUAGGCUCUCAGAGAAAUGUCGACCAUGAAUCACCACCUGAUGGCUCACCUUGCGUGAGGAACAACGACCCAAGGGGCGAACGUGAACCCUCGAUAACGAUGCGUACCCCGACGAGACCCGCUACUUGUCCUCAGGACGCACGAGUGUCUGUGGAGGAGAUUAUCGCCUGUAGAGGAUGAUCGGGGAGUACUCUAUGUGGAAACGUAUACGAACUUUGAAGACGUACUGCCCGAAGACGUCGCAGA